Messenger RNA from Aspergillus tanneri, 2469 nucleotides. RefSeq names its product putative MFS monosaccharide transporter. Gene Ontology annotation, molecular function: transmembrane transporter activity. Lineage: Eukaryota; Fungi; Ascomycota; Eurotiomycetes; Eurotiales; Aspergillaceae. The transcript has a single exon. Gene Ontology annotation, biological process: transmembrane transport. The record is from RefSeq and is a predicted model, not a curated record. Bases 1 to 2469 code for a protein of 822 amino acids.
AUGGACCGUCGACCCUCCGUCCUCAUCGUCUCCAUUGUCUCCCUCCUUCUCGCCUCCAUCUUCGUCGUCCUCCGCUUCGUCUCCCGUCUCGUCUUUGCCCGCCGUCUGGCCUGGCACGACCGCUUGAUCCUCCUCGCCUGGCUGCUCGAUCUUGGCUUCUGUCUCGCCCUCUUCUAUGCCACCUCCCAGGGUCUGGGCUUGCACGAUCCAGACAUCCCCGACGUCCACCGCAGCCGUCUGAAUCGCGCCAACUAUGUCUUCACCGUCCUCUACAACCCGUCCCUCAUGGCCGUCAAGUCCUCGAUCCUCGCCUUCUACCUCACCCUGGCCCGCGGUGAGAAACCCUUUCGUUGGGCCACCUACGCCACGCUGGUCGUCGUCAAUGCUGCCGGCCUGGCCCUGACCCUCGUCAACGUCUUCCAGUGCAGCCCCGUCGGGGCCGCCUUCGCCUCGCCCCCGUCCCCCCACGCCCGCUGCAGCGACAUCCUCACCCUCUACCUCUCCUCCUCGCCCGUCAACAUCGUCACCGACCUCGCCAUCCUCGUGCUGCCCAUGCCCAUCUUGACCCAGAUGCGUCUGCCGCGCCGCCAGAAGAUCAUCCUCGUCGUCACCUUCAGCGGCGGCUUCUUCGUCGCCGUCGUCGAUGUCAUCCGCAUCGCCUAUCUGCAGAAUGCCUCCACCGAGCGUCAGGUCGCCCUGAAGGAGCUGCAUCUACAGGACGCCUCCGGCGACGACUUCAACUGGUAUGCCUCGCUGUCCUUCAUGUGGUCCGUCGUCGAGGUCAACAUCUCCAUCGCCUGCGCCUGCGUCCCCAGCCUCAAGCCCUUGGUCGCCCGCCUCGUCCCCAAGUUGCUCCGCGGCUCGAACCCCAGUGAUCCCCCGACCACCGCCGCCGCGGCGACGACGAGCCUCUGCCGCAGUGAUGACCGUCCCGUCGACAUACACGAGUUCCUCGCCGGCGAGGCCUCCCUCACCGUGCCCACGACCAGCGCCUCGGAGCCGCAGACCAUCGCCUUCUUUGACUUUGUCAACCUGAAGACCCCCACCAGCAUGCUGAAGCUGAGCAACCGCGAGUCCAUCGCCCCGGUCGCCCUGACCACCGUGCUCUUCUUCCUCUGGGGGUUCGCCUACGGCCUGCUGGACAUCCUCAACGCCCAGUUCCAGCGCAUCGUGCGCCUUGACGCCUGGCGCUCGAUCGGCCUGCACGCCGUCUACUUCGGGGGCUACUUGCUGGGCCCACUGCUGCUGGGCCGCCUCGUGCUGACGCGCGCCGGAUUCAAGGGAACCUUCAUCACCGGCCUGUGCAUUUAUGCCUGCGGCACCUUGAUCUUCUGGCCCUCCGCCGUCUUGACCUCUUACUCCGCCUUCGCUGUCUCCAACUUUAUCGCCGGCGUCGGCCUGGCCGUGCUCGAGACCGCCGCCAACCCCUUCAUCGCCCUCUGCGGUCCGCUCGAGAACGCCGAGAUCCGCCUGAACCUCUCGCAGGGCGUGCAGGCCAUCGGCAGCGUCGUCUCGCCGCUGCUGGCCCGCAAGGUGCUGUUCCGCAACGUCACUGACGUCGCCGCCCUCGUCCGCGUCCAGUGGACCUACCUGGGCAUCGCCCUGUUCGACGUGCUGCUGGCCCUCGCCUUCUACUACCUGCCCAUCCCCGAGGCCUCCGACGAGGACCUGCAGCAGCUGGCCGACCGUCGCCGCGACGAGAACCACGCCCCCGUGCUGGGCGUGCCCGUCGUCUGGUUGACCCUGGGCCUGGCCGUGGCCUCGCAGUUCUUCUACGUCGCCGGCCAGGAGGUGCUCUCCCUGAGUUUCACCACCCUUGUCGGCGCCGCCCUGCCCCCUGGUUCCUCCCUCAACAGUUUCGAUUACCUGACCAUUGGCCGCGCCGUCUUCGCCGUUGGGCGCUUCCUGGCCGCUCUAUUGCAGGCGUUCUUGAAGCCACGCUGGAUCCUGCUCCUCGCGUACGUCGGUAUGGUUAUCACCGCAGGGCUGUGCAUGACCACGCGCGGCUACGCGGCCGUCGCGAUGGGCCUGCUCGUCUUCCUGUUUGAAAGCGGUGCCUUCAGCAUUAUCUUCGUCAUCGGCCUGCGCGGCACCGCACGUCACACCAAGACCGCCGCCACCUUACUGACCACCGCGAUCGGCGGCGGUUCCUGCUUCCCCUUUGUGCAGUUCGCCGCCCAGCGUGCCGACGGUGUCGCCUCCUCCUACAGCGUGUUAGUGGCUCUAUUCGCUGCCGGCGCCGUCUUCCCGCUGUAUCUGAACCUGGUGCCCGCCGCGCGGAAGCAGGUGGAUCCGGUGCCGGGCGAGACGCUGCGUCGACCGAGGCGGCGUUGUUCGCGACCCCUGGAGAACCCGUCCGUCGGCGGAGUGUACUCGCGUCGGCGGAGUGUGCUGGCGGAUGAUACGUCGCCGCCUUCGAAAAAGGAAGGCGGAAUCAUGCACGAUUUGGCGCCGUGGCCUGAAACUUAA